CAAAAGCUGUUAAAUGAAGGGAGAAAGCCGUAUGUCAUCCCUGCUGGUGGAUCCAAUUCUCUAGGAAUCUGGGGCUAUAUCGAGGCAAUCAGGGAAAUUGAGCAACAACUUCAGCACUCGAGCAUCGAACGGAAAUUUGAUGACGUUGUUGUAGAUUGUGGCAGUGGGGGUACAGUUGCUGGCUUGUCAAUUGCAUCCAGGCUCAGUGGCUUGAAAGCAAAAGUUAAUGCAUUUUGUAUUUGUGACGAUCCGGAUUAUUUUUAUGAAUAUGUUCAAGAACUACUUGAUGGAAUUAAUGCAGGGGUUGGCUCCCAUGAUAUUGCUAGCAUCAAAAGUGCAAAAGGCCUUGGGUAUGCUAUGAGCACCGCUGAUGAGCUUAAAUUUUUAAAGCAAGUUGCUGAAACAACAGGUGUCUGUCUCCAGUGGUAAAGCAGCUUAUGGAAUGAUGAAAGAUAUGGGCGAGAAUCCAAGAAAGUGGGAGGGAAGAAAGAUUCUCUUCAUACACUCAGGUGGGCUACUAGGUUUGUAUGACAAAGCUGAUGAAAUAGGUUCAUUUAUGGGCAAAUGGCGUAAAAUGGAUAUCAACGAAUCUGUCCCUAGACAAGAUGGCAUCGUUAAAAUGUUCUGAAAUGCCAAAAGAAUAAAGGUAUUUUGUGACCUCUCCUAAGACUAGUUGAGUUAUGGAUGCAUGAUUUCUUCUUGCUAUCCCUAAGGGGGCUGCCUUUAGUGACCCACUUGGUGGGACUGGUGAGGUUUCCCAUUGAUUUUUCUUAAUAAUAAUGGUGUAUGGACCAUCUUGUGCUCAUCUCAAUUAUUUAUUUACUGUAUUCUUGUUACCUCUCACCAGCAACUGGUAUAUGUAAGAAUUAUUCCAAUGAAAAACAAUCAUCUAUAAUUCUUUGUUUGCUUUACUGGAAAUUGAACCUUGAUUUCCUUUCAUUUUACCCAUUUCAAUUCACCACACUAGGUGCCUCUCCCUUCGAAAUAUUUUGCUUGAGUAAUUUGAGUGUAAAUGGUAUCAAUUAGGCAGCUAUACAGUUUUUGCCGUCACAUCAGCUCCAGAAUCUGGUUAGCUAAAUGACUAGUGAAAAUGAUUGUCCAGCGGCGUCUCUAAAACCCACCAGGGAACAAAACAAAACAAAACAUCUACUCGAAGGAAUUCAUACCCAUUGUGGGGGAAGUGGGAACACAACAAAGAAAUCGUGGUUGUAUAUGUUAACCAAAUCAAGGAAUACCACCUAACAAAAACAUUGACACUUAUAAUGUCCAAGACUCCAAGUUCAAGUGAGCAAUUUGUUAUUAGAAAUUGGAGUUGGAGUUAGUUUUAAAAGUUGGUACAACUA
This is a messenger RNA of Capsicum annuum, 1343 nucleotides long. Its product is annotated as bifunctional D-cysteine desulfhydrase/1-aminocyclopropane-1-carboxylate deaminase, mitochondrial. Lineage: Eukaryota; Viridiplantae; Streptophyta; Magnoliopsida; Solanales; Solanaceae. The annotation marks the transcript as partial. Gene Ontology annotation, molecular function: D-cysteine desulfhydrase activity. The transcript has 6 exons. The record is from RefSeq and is a predicted model, not a curated record.